UCUGCGGUGGUUCGCUAACCAAGCGAUGGCCAUGGUGAGUGGGGGCUGGGGAGAUCCCAAUGGGGGCACAAACGGGUUGGGAGACAAGAGCUACCUGAGGGGGGAGGAGGAGGACGGUUCUCCACAGGCGGGGGGCAGCGACAUGGAGGCCGGGGACGAUGACAAGGCCUGCGUGGUGGACUGCGUGGUGUGCGGGGACAAGUCCAGCGGGAAGCAUUACGGCGUCUUCACCUGCGAGGGCUGCAAGAGCUUCUUCAAGAGGAGCGUCAGACGCAACCUCAGUUACACAUGCAGGUCAAACAGAGAGUGUCAGAUUGACCAGCACCACAGGAACCAGUGCCAGUACUGCCGACUGAAGAAAUGCUUCCGUGUUGGCAUGCGCAAAGAAGCAGUUCAACGCGGCCGCAUCCCACCUCAGCCGAGCCUCAGCCCCUCCAUCACACCCAUAGGUGGCGCCAGCGGCCUUGGUGGCGAGUUCUAUAACAACAACAACAAUGGUGGAAGUGGAGGAGGUCAGCCGGUGUCAGAGCUCAUUUCCCAGCUGCUGCGAGCCGAACCAUACCCCAGCAGUCGGUAUGGACACCAGUACAACCAACAGGCCGGUCCGGAUAACGCCAUGGGGAUCGAUAACAUCUGUGAACUGGCUGCCAGGCUGCUCUUCAGCACUGUGGAGUGGGCCAGAAACAUCCCUUAUUUCCCUGAGCUGCCUGUGUCAGACCAGGUGGCCCUGCUGAGGCUGAGCUGGAGCGAGCUGUUCAUCCUCAACGCGGCCCAGUCUGCCCUGCCGCUCCACAUGGCUCCCUUGUUGGCCGCGGCCGGCUUCCACUCCUCACCCAUGUCUGCGGAGCGCGUGGUCUCCUUCAUGGACCAGGUGAGGGUGUUCCAGGACCAGGUGGACAAGCUGACCAGGCUGCAGGUGGACUCUGCUGAGUACAGCUGUCUCAAGGCCAUCGCCCUGUUCUCACCAGACGCCUGUGGUCUAACAGACCCAGUUCAUGUGGAGUCUCUGCAGGAGAAGGCUCAGGUGGCUCUGACAGAGUACGAGAGGAUGCAGUACCCGAGUCAGCCUCAGCGCUUCGGACGCCUGCUCCUGCGCCUCCCGGCUCUGCGCGCCGUUCCGGCCAGCCUCAUCUCGCAGCUCUUUUUCAUGCGCCUGGUAGGAAAGACACCCAUCGAGACGUUGAUCCGUGACAUGCAGCUCUCCGGAAGCUCAAUCAGCUGGCCGUAUGUCCCAGGACAGUAGUCCCCCCGCGGACGAGGUCUCCGUCUGGAUUUAGUGACGACAAAGACCCACAGGAAUCCUCUUGACUCAUCACUAUCCAUCUGUGGUUAUGAAACUGCAGUGCCAGCUGGCCGUCAUAUGUACUGUACUGUAACUGCUCUAUUCCCCCUCAUGAAACUGUCUCCACAUGGGCUUCCAGAGAAGAGAGGGGCUGGUGCCAGGGUGGAUCUGUCUUGUUGCCAGCCCACUCAUUCUGGUCCAGGUCUUAAGCCAGAGACAAGCUCUUCGUGCUGGGUGCCGAUAUGGCCACCACAGCCUGUCAUGUCACCACCCACAUGCCAUAGUGAAUAAAGACGCUGCAGUUUCAUGUAGAGGGCACCAGCACCCUGCUAUACAUACAUCUAGAGGACAAAACUGUCCUGCCACUGAAAGUCAGCAGAACACUUUUUCUCACACUGGGCUCAUUUUCCAUAGAUCACCAUUUGUGAUACAGUGACCUUUGUGUCCACACAACUGAUAACAUUACAGCACAGUAUCAUGAAUAUAAUGGAUCUAACUGAACAGUGAAGCAUCAGGAAGCUGCGGUUGUGCGGUGAACUGAAUAUAAGACACAGUAAGGGCCUCGUUGUUGAAGAGAAAAUUCACUGAGGAACAAGCCAAGGAACUGAUCAAAUGGAACAGAAGUGAAAUAAAAUAAAACCAAGGAAAAAUCACCAAAGUCUAGAAUAGAAUCAUAAGUACACGAAGCAGAGAGAAAGAGGACUCCUGUGACUGCCUGACCAUCAAGUGAACAUUGCAUUUACAUUCAUUCACAGGGCUCACUGUUGCUGUAGUUGAAGAAGAUUGGAAAAAAAAAAAAAAAAGCCAGUUAAAUGAGAACGGGCUAAUACCUCACUAGACAUCAGAAUGCUUUAGUCUGAUAUUUCCUAAACACAAAACUCUGUAAAUGUUGUUCACCAGAAACCGCCUUCUUUUUGACAACUGCCUUGUUAUUCAGUAUGAAUUUGGGUCAUUUAUGAAAUAUUCCGAGCAUCACAAACAUUCGUCUUGUAUCUUUUUAAAAAAGAUCCCCCAGGUGAACACUUGUGUUUUGACUGAUUGAAUAUGGUGAAUUCAGCUAUUAAACUUGCUUUGGAUCUAGCCUCUUUUUUUUCCUUUUUUUUUUUUUGAGAUACGGCAGGCUGACAUCAACUCGGGUUUCUUUCAAUUCAAGACAAUAAGAACUCAUUCAACAAAUAUAGCUGGUGAUGAGAGUUUAUAACCAACACUACCAGUUAAAUACCAGUUUACGUCACUCAAUGCGGUCUCUGGGGGAAUGAUCCCAUGAAAAACAUAUUGAAAUGUGUAUAUAUUGAGGCCAACUUUGUCUUUUUGCAUGUUCAAAUGUUGUUUUGGAUCUCUGCUGAGUUGAAAUGCUUUCAUCCUUUUACAUUAUGUAACUCAAGAUUCAUUUAAACAUUAAAAUAUUGUGUUCACUGUUAGCUCCUAAAUGGAUUUUUUUCUUAUAUGUAUUUACAUGAAAAUACCUCUGUCAUCUGUUUAGAUGUCAAAAAAGAAGCUUACUUUCAUGCCAUUACAGGUGAUAUGACGGAGAGAUGUUUAUGCUCUCAUCUCUAAGCAUCUGAGUGAGUCUCUGCUGUUGUGAAUGAUGUGAGAUGAUACUGUAAUGCAUGGAAAUCUGGUGGGAAAACUGCACUUGGAGGAUAUACAAUGCCAAAACAUCACACUAUCUGUGAACAGUUCAAAAGAAGACGGGCCCUGAUACGCUGGUCCACCAGAAUUUACCUCACACAGGUAUUUCAAGAGGCGAGUUUACAAAACCACAAAAUCAACUCUAAAUACAACAUAUUUCAGCAUUUAGGGAGGAAAACAUGUAGAAGGAUGUAACUCUGCUUCUUGAUCUACCACCGGGCCUUUUGAAAGUUGGAUAUUCUUCUUUUAGGCAACCACUCACACAAUCAUGUAAGUGAGGGAAAAAAAAGAUAAAUAUACUAUAACUGUUUUCUUAUCUUUGUGUUACUGAGUUUUUAAAAUUUCAUGUGUAUGGACAACGUUAUUAAAAGAAUCAAAAAAU
This is a messenger RNA of Micropterus salmoides (largemouth bass), 3296 nucleotides long. It is a transcript of the gene nr2f6a, whose product is annotated as nuclear receptor subfamily 2, group F, member 6a. Gene Ontology annotation, molecular function: zinc ion binding; RNA polymerase II cis-regulatory region sequence-specific DNA binding; nuclear receptor activity. The transcript is spliced from 5 exons. Gene Ontology annotation, biological process: anatomical structure development; cell differentiation; negative regulation of transcription by RNA polymerase II. The record is from RefSeq and is a predicted model, not a curated record. Bases 26 to 1243 code for a protein of 405 amino acids. Lineage: Eukaryota; Metazoa; Chordata; Actinopteri; Centrarchiformes; Centrarchidae.